AUGGCGGCCCAGGACCCGCCCGGCGACGGCGACCCGUUCCCUCUGCUGCACCUCGCCGACCUCGACUUCGCGUUCGCCGCGUCGACACUCGCCGACCUCGCAGCGUACCAGCUCGCACUCGCGCCAUGGAGCACAAGCUGGGACGACUCGAUGGCUGCCGCCCUCAAGCGCACCUGGCGCAGGCGCAGGGAAAAGGCCCGCCCGCUCAUCACGGCCCGUGAGCCCAUGGGCAUCCAUGCACCCCUCGACCUCCAGCAGCGCGACCAGUUCCCGCGCUUCGAGUGCGUCGACCUCGCCUUCGACCUCGACCCGGCCUCCGUCAACCUCGACCACCUCUCGAGCGCCCAGCUCGCCGCCGUCCAGUUCCACCCGGCAGCGACAGCCGAGCUCGUCAUGGCCGCCGAGGACGCCUUUUUCACCAGGCGCGAGCGCGACUUUGCCGCCGGCCUGUCGCUCGCUCCCUUUCCUCCCUCCGCCUCGACCUCGUCGACGCCCGCCGCACCAGCGCCCGUCGCCGCCGCACCUUCACCUACACCGCUCGCGUCUGCUCCAUCCUCGACGACGGCCGUGCCGCCCGCCGCCGCCGACUCGACCCUCCCCUCUCUUCCCGCUCGCGCCCCGACCACCUCGCGCCUUCCCCCACGCCCAGUCGCUCCUCCUUCUAUCCCUCCCACCUCCUGCACGCCGCCGGGCGCAGCCCCUCGCGCAGCAGCCGCGAGCGCGCCCCUCGACCCUUCCCUCGUUCGCCCAGUCGCCGGCUCAUCGUCCGCGUCGACCGCGAGCACGAGCUCGAGGCUGCCUGCCCUCGUCAAGCCGCCCGCGCUCGCGCCACCGGUCGUCGCGCAGCCGCAGCCGUCGAGUGCAGCGUCGGCGUCAGCGUCGGGCCCAGCGUCGAGGGCGCCGACGACUGCAGCGAGCGGGGCGAGCACGAGGGACGGCCCUGCGCGUGCUGGCGAACGCGAGCGGGCGAGGGACGACGAGCCGAGGCGGGACCGCGCACGCUCUCGCUCUCGCGACCGCGACUACGACGCCGCACGCUCGCGCGACCGGGCCUCGUCGAGCCGCCGCUCGGAGCGCGACCGGGGCCGCGAGCGGUCCCUGUCGCCGGGUACGGCGCAGCGCGAGCGCGAGCGCGCAGCGUACAAGGAGGCCAAGGCGGCUCGUGAGCGCGAGGACGAGGAGCGCGAGCGUGAGCGCGAGCGUGGCGGGCGCAGGAGGAGGAGCCGCGACGAGGAGGGCGAGGAGGGCGAGGAGGUCCGGCGGGCGAGGGAGAGGAGCUCGGGCAGGAGCAGCAGAGAGAGGGAGACGAGCAGGAGGGCCGAGCGCGGUCGAGACGAGCGCGACGAGCGCGAGCGCGCCUCAGGCUCGAAGCCGUCGUCGUCGCGCGCCUACUCGUGCGCCCGCUCGCGGUCGCGGUCGCGGUCGCCCGCCACGCGCCGCGACUCGGGCCACGAGUCGUCCUUCGUCGCGCUCGGGUCGGCAAGCCGCAAGCGCGCCGUGAGCCCGGCGCGCUCGGACUACUCGCACGCGUCGUCGGCGGUCCUGCGCAGCUCGACCCGCCGCCGCCUCGACGACGCCGACCACGCCUCGACGCCUGCCCGUGUGGCGACGCCGCCGACGGGCCCGCGCAGGCAGACGCCGCCGCCCAGCAUGCCGCGCCCGUCCGAGUCGGUCCCGAUCGAGCUCCUCUCGCGCCUGCACACCGUCUUCCUGCGCCACCUCCCGGGCCGUCUCUCGGCGACCGACAUCGCCGACUUUGUGCGCCACGGCGCGCCGACGACCCGGGCCGACCCGGUCGCGAUCAAGUGCCACUCGCGGCCCAACCAGGACUUUGGGCAGGCGGGCGAGGCCGGCCUCGAGCCCGACGUGACGCUCGCGUUCGUCAUGUACGACGAGGGCGACGUUGAGAGCGCGCGCGAGCUCAUCCGCCGCACCGACCACGCGAGGUUCCGCGGCCGCAAGAUCACGUCGAGCGUCGGGGCCGAGCAGACGACGAGUUCGUGGCGCUGGAGCGACUUCAAGCCGUCUUUCGUCGACGCCCACCACCGCCAGCAGCUCGACGCGCACGCCGCUCGGCACACCCCGUCGACUUACGCCCACGCGUCCUCGGCGUCGUCCUCGUCGAGCGUUCUCGCCAACCGCAUCGCGACGCCGCACCUGCAGCCUGUCGUCGACGACCGGGCACCACCGCCUCACCUCGCCGGCGUGCCGCACGCCGCACCCUCGGCGGGUCCGAGCGCUGACGGCGGCGGGGCAGGUCGUCGAGCGAGCACGGCGGCACCUCUUCCGCCGCACACGCCGCUGCCGUCGCACCUGCUCGCGGCCCUGUCGACCCUGUACGUCAGCAACGUCGCGGCCGACACGACGCUCGGCGAGUGCAGGGAUUUUUUCGACCCGUGCGUCGGUCUCGUCGGCCUGAGCCUGAGCGAGGUCUCGUCGUCGUUGCGCGCGCUCCGGUUCCGCGACGCGUGGCUCGCGUUCGAGACGCAGCGCGAGCGCGAUCGUGCGCGGCAUGAGCUCAUGGGCGGCAAGUACCCGGGCGCGCCGGUCAAGCUGUGGGUCGAGCUGGCGGAGAUGCGCGCGAGGAAUCAGGGCGAGGAGCACGAGUGGCUUUGGAGCGAGAUGAGCAAGGACUACCGCUCGACGCACCUGUCCGACUACGAGGCGGCGUGCCGCGGCACCGCUGGCGACGCAGCAGGAGACGGGGCCAGCUCCCGCAGCGACUACUCGGCGUCGAACCCGCCAACGCCUCGGCUCCAGCAGCAGCAGCAGCAGCCGCAAGCCUCGCCGACGGUCGAUCGUCGCCGCCGGCCGUCACAGCAGCACACCGGGACCGACCCGCCUACAGCGCCCGCCGCCCUGCGCUUCUUCCCCGCCGGGCAGCCUCGCCCGCCGUCGGGCAUCCUCGACCCGUUCGUGUCGGCGUCGUCGUCGUCGUCGAUCAGCAGCGGGCCGGCUGGACCGCCUUCGCGCCUGGCGGCGCUCGCCCCGGGUGCACCUCCUCCUCUCGACGCCUACUCGCCGCUCGCGCCCAUCCUUCCCUUCAGCACCUUCUCAACCUCGCACUCGCCGCACCUGCUCGCCCACACGCCCUCGCACCCGCCGCAGCAGCAGCAGUCGUCGUCGGCCCCGGCGUCUCGCCCGUCGACCGGCGUUCCUCGUCCAGGCCCGCAAACCGUCUCCGGUACGGGCCCAAGCGUCCACCCGACCGACUCGGCGCUCAUGCGCCCGCCCUCGGCACCUGCGACGGCGCCGGCGCCGGCGCCGAGCGCGCCACGCGGGACCGGGUUCAUGGACCCCGCUCGGGCCGCGCUCCUCGCGAGCUCGGGCGCAGCUGGGGCGGGAGGGCUAGUCAACGAGCCGAUGCAGCUCGACGGCGACGUCGACGAGCGCGGCGGCGGCGGUGAGCGGCGGCCGACGGCGGCAGAGGAGAAGGCGCGCGCAGAGGAGGCGGCGCGCAGCGCGUGGGGCGCGAGGAGGGGCGGCGCAGCGGCGUUCGGCGCACAAGUGCAGCAUGACGGAGCGCAGUCGCCGGAGAACGGGCAGCAGGGGCAGCAGGACGACGCCGGGCGGCCUCGCGCCUUCAGCCUCGGCAUCAAGGGCCGCGCAGGCUCGUCCAGCGGCGGCACGAGCGCCGGGACCCGCUCACCGGCGGCUGUGCCGUCGACGGCUCUCGACGCCGCGCCUGUGCCUGCGCCGUCGGCCGUCGCUCUCGCCGCCGACGCGCCCGCCACCGACGCGCCCGCCGCCGACGCCGAGGCGGCCAACGUGGCGCCGAGCAUCUCGGCGAGCGCGCUCGAGGCGCUCGGCGCGGCGCUCAAGCUGCAGGGGCUUCCGGACAUGGGCGACGGUGCGUCGAAUGGUGCUGGGGAGGGCCCGGGAGAGGCGCCCUGA
Messenger RNA from Rhodotorula graminis WP1, 3894 nucleotides. RefSeq lists its product as uncharacterized. Bases 1 to 3894 code for a protein of 1297 amino acids. The record is from RefSeq and is a predicted model, not a curated record. The transcript is spliced from 6 exons. NCBI's taxonomy places the organism in Eukaryota, Fungi, Basidiomycota, Microbotryomycetes, Sporidiobolales, Sporidiobolaceae.